Messenger RNA from Prunus armeniaca (apricot), 588 nucleotides. NCBI's taxonomy places the organism in Eukaryota, Viridiplantae, Streptophyta, Magnoliopsida, Rosales, Rosaceae. The record is from the annotation of a GenBank genome assembly.
AUGUUACUAUCUGAACAAACUACAACUCAAGUUGACCAUAAUUACCUUGAACUGCUUAUCUUCAUCCAAUUGCGUGACGACGCGGAAGCUUUACAGUACAAUUAUUUGUUUUAUUUUCCACCAUCUAUGUAUCUAUACAACAAUAGCAUCAAUGGCAAUGUACCUACUAAGAUCGGCCAGUUGCAGUUUCUCCACAAGCUGGAUCUUAGAUUGAACAACUUCUCGGGCAACAUACCAGACCAAAUAUCUAACCUCAAAAACUUGGAUACAUUGGAUCUCUCCAUUAAUCAUUUGGCUGGAAAAAUUCCAGACUCACUCAAGACUCUUAACUUCUUGUCAUAUUUGAAUGUCUCAUACAAUGAUCUUGAAGGACCAAUACCAACAAGCACUCAGCUGCGAAGUCUCAAUGUCAUUGCAUUUGAGGGGAAUCCGAAACUUUGCGGUGCCCCACUUCUAAAUGAGUGUCGACUUCCAAAUGAGUGUCAACUAGUUAAUGGUGGUGAUGCAGAUAACAAGAACAGCCAAGAUGUGGACGAUCAGCAUCAAAUUCCAUUACGGCAUGGCGAUAUAGAUAUUUUCAAAUCCUAG